AUGCGGCUGAAUUCAUGCGAGGAACAACUGGAUUCUUUCCAGUCGGUAGUUCACGUUGCUUUGAAUUCCUGUAUCCCCAUACGUACUGUGAAACAUCAUCCUAACGACAAACCAUGGAUUACUCCUGUUAUUAAAGAAUCUAUUAAGAAACGUCAACAAGCUUUGUUGAAUAAUGACUUACACCAAUAUAACGUUUAUCGCAAUAAAGUGAUGAGAUUCUGUAAGAGAGCACGCCAAAGAUUCUACAAUGACAAAAUUAAUCACAUGCAUGAGAGUAAUCCUAAAAAGUGGUGGGACGGAAUCAAGCUGUUGUCUGGACUUCCUAAUCCUCCCCCGUUAACAAGCUUAGCCGUAAAUGGCACUGUUUUGAAGGACUUCGAUCUUGCUGUUGCUAUUAACGAAUCCUUUUGCAGUGUUGAUGCUGACAUACCACAACUAAACUUUACUCCCAUACCUAUUUCCAACAUUCCUGAUGAGUACAUUUUUACCCGUGAUGUCGUAGAACUUGCUUUGGUAGCUGUCCAAGAUCGCAAUUCUGUAGGACCUGACGAGAUUCCCAAUUGGCUCUUGAAUACCUGCGCUACAACUAUUAGCAUCCCUGUGUGUUCCAUGUUUAACUCUUCCAUUAGAGAAGGUCGUGUCCCCGGGCUGUGGAAAUGUGCGGAUGUCCUCCGGUUGGGGAAGAUCUCUAGACCGAAGUCUAUUGAUACGGACCUUAGACCUAUAUCUCUAACUGCAGUGUUGAGCAAAAUUCUUGGGUCUUUUGUUUUCAACUGGCUUGCACCUAUUGUUAUGCCAUGCAUCGACCCUUUCCAGUUUGGUAGUGUGAAAAAGUCUUCAACCACUCACUCCCUCGUGCAUUUAGUCCACUACUGCCUCUCUGCCCUGGAAACGCCUAACACCAUUAUCCGAACCUGCUUCAUCUAUUUUUCCAAAACGUUUGAUCGAAUUGAUCAUAACAUUCUGAUGCGCAAGUUACAGCUUCUCAAUGUUCCACCGGUCCUAUUAAACUGGUGUCGUCAAAUUAAAAACUUGUAAAUCUGAUUGGAAAGAAAUAAAAGCUGGAGUUCGGCAAGGUACCAAACUUGGUACUCUGUUCUUUCUUAUAAUGGUCAAUGAUCUGUCCAGCGAAUUGCCUUUGUACAAGUAUGUUGACGAUUGUGCAAUCUCUGAAGUCGUUAGAGUAUGUGAACCUGAUCUACCAAAAUUACAGCAAGAACUUGACAACGUGACCCAAUGGUCAAGUGCGAACAACAUGAAGUUGAACGUUAAAAAAACUAAAGAUUUCACCGUGUCAUAUUUGAUCAAUCAACCCUUGGCGCAACCCUUGAUUGUCAAUAACCAACCCCUGGAGGCUGUUAAUACCAUCAAGCUCCUGGGGGUAAAUUUGACCUCCGAUCUUAAGUGGACUACACACAUCAGGCACAUAUCCUCCAAAGCAAGCAAACGUCUGUACGCUUUAAGGAUAUUAAGAAGAAAUGGUGUCCACCCGAGUGAUCUUAGGACA
This is a messenger RNA of Paramuricea clavata, 1507 nucleotides long. Lineage: Eukaryota; Metazoa; Cnidaria; Anthozoa; Malacalcyonacea; Plexauridae. The record is from the annotation of a GenBank genome assembly.